This is a messenger RNA of Drosophila innubila, 1027 nucleotides long. Its product is annotated as cytochrome c1-2, heme protein, mitochondrial. Gene Ontology annotation, biological process: mitochondrial electron transport, ubiquinol to cytochrome c. The coding region runs from base 8 to 982 and encodes 324 amino acids. Gene Ontology annotation, molecular function: electron transfer activity; heme binding. The transcript has a single exon. Lineage: Eukaryota; Metazoa; Arthropoda; Insecta; Diptera; Drosophilidae. The record is from RefSeq and is a predicted model, not a curated record.
AAUAAAUAUGGCUAGCAAGUUUUUUAACUUGGGAUCGAAACUGCUAAAUUCGACCAAGAGUUUAGUGAAUUGGACAUCCAUAAGACGCAGCGGAUCAACAAAUGGCAGAAACUGGAUUGGUACACGCCAGAAGCUAUUGGCCUUUGGAGCCUUAACUGGAACUGCCGGAUUACUGCUGUACGCGUUGGAUGCGAGCGUUGACGCUUCCAGCGAUUGUGUGCAUCCGCCCAAUCAGAAUUGGGACCAUAAAGGCUUGCUCUCGGCCAUUGACAAGGAAGGAGUGCGUCGCGGCUUUAAGGUGUAUAAAGAGGUGUGUGCAUCCUGUCAUUCACUGCAAUACAUUGCCUAUCGGAAUUUCGUGGGCGUGUGCAUGACUGAAGCGGAGGCCAAAGCCGAGGCGGAGUCUAUAACCGUACACGAUGGACCCGAUGAUAAUGGAAAUUACUUCGAUCGCCCGGGUAAACUGUCCGAUCAUAUUCCGGCACCUUACCCAAAUGAGGAGGCUGCUCGAGCUGCCAAUAAUGGGGCUUAUCCGCCAGAUCUAAGUUAUAUAGUGUCUGCGCGCAAGGGAGGCGAGGAUUACAUAUUUUCUCUUUUGACUGGAUAUUGCGAGCCGCCCGCUGGAUUUUCACUACGUGAGGGACUCUACUAUAAUCCAUACUUUUCCGGUGGCGCUAUUGCAAUGGGUCAGCUAAUUGACAGCGAAGUCGUGUCUUAUGAUGAUCCGGAGAUUGCCCCGUCGGGCAGCCAAAUAGCUAAGGACGUGGUGACAUUCCUCAAGUGGACAUCGGAGCCGGAAUCUGAUGAACGCAAGGUUUUACUGAUCAAGGUGAUUUUCAUAUUGACAUUUUUGACCGGAAUCAGCUACUACAUCAAGCGUUUCAAGUGGUCCUCAUUGAAGUCACGUAAAAUAUUUUAUAUGCCUGAGAUAAUGGAGAAGAGCAAGUCGAAUGACGGCGGCGAUAAAUGCCCGAAGAAAUAAGAUUUAAUGUUAAUAAAAUAAACAUUUAAAUGCUGCGGCACAAUA